Messenger RNA from Postia placenta MAD-698-R-SB12, 1836 nucleotides. RefSeq lists its product as hypothetical. The coding region runs from base 1 to 1836 and encodes 611 amino acids. Gene Ontology annotation, cellular component: membrane. The record is from RefSeq and is a predicted model, not a curated record. Gene Ontology annotation, biological process: amino acid transmembrane transport. NCBI's taxonomy places the organism in Eukaryota, Fungi, Basidiomycota, Agaricomycetes, Polyporales, Adustoporiaceae. Gene Ontology annotation, molecular function: amino acid transmembrane transporter activity. The transcript has 15 exons.
AUGUCGGGCACGUCCUCCAGAUCUGUGAGGCGUGUUCAGAUCCACGAUGCGCGGCGUUCGCCGAGUCGAGGACCUCCAAUUUCUCGGCGCGUGACUAUUGAAGACAAGCCGCCACCUCGUCGAGCGGUACCGCGCAUCUCUCAGCGCGUGCUUGCGUUUCAGAAGCAAUGGAAGAGCAUCAAAGACGACCUUCCACCUCAGCUGUCUCGCCGACAUAUGACGAACUUCACUAUGCAAGUCGGCAUGAUAUCUAUCGGCGGAGUAGUUGGUACCGGAUUGUUUCUGGGAUCUGCCCAAUCCUUGGUCUACGGUGGUCCUCUGGGCGCUCUCCUUGGAUAUUCGAUUAUUGGCAGCCUAGUGUACUGCUUAUGCGUCUCUAUUGGCGAGAUGAUUGCUUAUCUUCCGAAUGUCGGCGGUGUCGUUGGUAUUGCCGACCUGUACGUCGACAAAGCUUUAGGCUUUGCUCUUGGUUGGGCCUCUUGGAGUUUCAUGGCCGCCUCGUCCUACAGUUUCAGUGACAAUAUUCAACAGCUCGGUAUAGCUACGGUGGUGAACAUGUUACCCUCGCGAAUGUACGGCGAGUUUGAAUUCUGGUUCUCGUGCCUGAAGGUCGGAACAAUCACUACUCUGUUCUUGUCCUGUCUCCUUAUCGAUGUUGGAGCUGGCCAUGCACAGGCAAUACCACCGACAAGCUCUCACUUGACUCAACACAUUCUGUUCAAGAACUGGGACCCACCAUUUGCAAAUUCCUAUCUUGGUAUCUGCGGAGUGAAGGGUCAAUUCCUUGGGUUCCUAGCAGUGCUAAAUCAAGCGGCCUUCUCGUUCUUUGGAUCUGAGGUCCCCGGAAUUGCAGCGGGCGAGGUUAUUGAUGCAACGAGAAAUGUCCCCCGAGCAUUAAAGCGUGUGUGGGUCAGGAUCAUUCUGAUAUACAUCUUGAGCAUCUUUGCUAUCGGGCUCACUGUGCCUCAAACCUAUGUGGACCUGAGAGCAAAUGCCUCAAAUGGGUUUUCAUCACCAUUUGUUAUUGCAUUGAGCAGAGCCAAAUGGACAGUUCCUGCCAACUUCAUCAAUGCCAUUAUCAUGCUUUCGGCCUUCUCAGUAGCCGCUUCUGAUAUCUAUAUCGGCAGCCGCUUCAUGUUCUUCUUGGCCCGCAGAGGUCAUGCUCCCGGGUUUCUAGCUUCACUUUUCAAGUAUCCACAGGACAAGACACCAGCUCAAGAAUUGGAGGAGGAAGACACUGAUAGUGAUGAAGAAGAAGAAGAAGACUGGCAUUCUGCUGUGGAAUCUUUCACUAAUGCAGCCAUCACUGAACAUUCUGAAGAAGAAGCUGCUCAGCACCCUUCAUUUUACAAACCAUCAAUGAUUUGGACCAUUCCUCUUGCAAGUGUUCUGGUGACAGCAUCUGUAGGCUUGCUAGCCUACAUGGCCACUUCCAAGUCUUCUAGUGCUGUUUCAGAAACAUUUGCUUCUUCAGCUGCUACUGCUACAACUACAGUCAUUUGUGGUGUCACUAUGGCCUUGUCUACUGACACAAGUGACACUAUGGGUGUAUCUGAGGCAUUUCAAGUACUUGUGUCAAUGGCCAGUGUUGCCUCAUUGAUCUCAUGGUCGGGGAUGUUAUUCACAUACAUCAGAUGGUAUCAUGGAACAGUCCAUGCAGAAAGAAAAUGGUCCACUGGUGAUCCCAACAAAGUGCUAGCUCAAAUUGACAAGAUCAAGGAGCAUAGGCACAAAUGCCAGCCAUAUCCACUCACAGCAAUCAACAUCCAGGAGUGUAUUUAUACACAACGACUGGAGAAUUGCCACCACUGGCCCGAAGGGAUCCUGGGCGAGUGA